Molecule: messenger RNA, 1139 nt
Organism: Lolium rigidum
Lineage: Eukaryota; Viridiplantae; Streptophyta; Magnoliopsida; Poales; Poaceae
Product: nuclear pore complex protein NUP35-like
Biological process (GO): NLS-bearing protein import into nucleus; regulation of DNA-templated transcription; nuclear pore organization
Cellular component (GO): nuclear membrane; nuclear pore central transport channel; nuclear pore nuclear basket
Molecular function (GO): single-stranded DNA binding; structural constituent of nuclear pore; phospholipid binding
Source: RefSeq, a predicted model, not a curated record
UUUCUCCUCCUCGCCCGUCCUCCAACUCGCCGGCGGCGAUGAGCGCAACCAGGCCGGACCACCGGCGGCACCAGUCGCCGUUCCUCCGGGACCUCUCCUCCCCGGUAUCCUCGUCCUUCCGCAUGCCCCCGGCGUCAGUGCGCCGCGAGGCGCAAGCCUCCACCCCGCCGCCGCCUCCGCCGCUGCUCUCCCUCGACGACCUCUCCCGCCACUCACCGUCCCCGCCGCCCUACACGCCUCCGCAGGCAGCCGGGUCCCCGUCGCCUCCUCCCACCCGCGGCGGAAUCUUCUCCACCCCGCUCCGCUCCAACGGGUCCCCCGCCCCCGCGGCCUGGUGGUCCGCCUCCAGGGAGGAGAAGGCUAGGGAUGGCUCCCCGGUGGACGGGGUCGUGCAUCAGCAGCAGUCCCCGCCGACUCCGUCCGGGCAGCAACAGCAGCAGCAGCAACAGCUCCAGGUGGCGCUUAUCACACUUCCGCCGCCCAGGGAGGUUGCGCGUCCCGAGAUGCCCAGGGAUUCGGUUCUCUCCACUGGCCGUGUCGACGAGGAGGAAUGGGUCACCGUUUUCGGUUUUUUGCCUGGUGACACCAACUUGGUACUGCGAGAAUUUGAGAAAUGUGGGAUAGUCUUGAGACAUGUUCUUGGUCCGAGGAAUGCGAACUGGAUGCAUAUCUUGUAUCAGAGCCGUCGUGAUGCACAGAAAGCACUCGCCAAACAUGGUCAGCAGUUAAACAGUGUUCUUAUCAUUGGGGUGAAGCAAGUGGAUCCAUGGCAGAGACAGUAUCUGAACGACAGCACCAAUGAGAACUACCAAGGCAGCGCAUCAGUUGGAUUUCCAUCCCAGCCUGUAGCUCCGAGCGGCUUCGCAACCAGGAAUGCACUCGCACCUUUGCCUAGCAAUGCCAUGCAAAAUGGCGGCUGCAACGAGAGCAGCCGCAGUGCUUCUGGAGCCAUUGCUUCCCCAGCAAAAUCGGCGUUGUCCAAAGUUAUGGACCUAAUGUUUGGUCUAUAAAAUCUGUUGUCAAAGCUGAUGCUGGAAGAAAAAGUAUUCUUUGCUUUUGCAAGCGGCUAGUGAUUAUUGGUUGCAGACUUGUGUUAACUGGCUUUCGACUAUCUUAAGAUGGCGAAACUUCUCUGCGUA